Humulus lupulus (European hop) is the source of this 489-nucleotide messenger RNA. RefSeq lists its product as uncharacterized. The transcript has a single exon. NCBI's taxonomy places the organism in Eukaryota, Viridiplantae, Streptophyta, Magnoliopsida, Rosales, Cannabaceae. The coding region runs from base 1 to 489 and encodes 162 amino acids. The record is from RefSeq and is a predicted model, not a curated record.
AUGUGUGAGCAUAAUUUAUAUAUUUUUGCAAUAUCUGUUCCUAUUUCUCUUCAUUCGCAAGCCACGUUUGUUGUUAAGUUUAAUGGACUAAAUUUCUCUGAAUGGUCUGAACAAGUUCAAUUUCACCUCAAUGUUCUGGAUCUUGAUUUGACACUCUUAAGUGAGAAACCAGCUGCAGUUACUACUACUAGCAGAGCUGAACAAAGACCUUCCUAUAAAGCUUGGGAAAGACCUAAUAGACUGAGCUUAAUGUUUAUGCGAAUGACUGUAGCAAACAAUAUCAAGUCCACAAUUAAGAAAAUUGAAAGUGCUAAGGAAUUUAUGAAGUUUUUGGAAGAAUCCUCCCAGUCUGAGUUUGUUGAUAAGUCAAUCCCUGGGACAUUAAUCGAUACUUUAACCACCAUUAAGUUUGAUGGUUCUCGUACUAUGCAUGAGCAUAUCAUUGAAAUGACGAAUAUGGAAACAAGAUUAAAGACCAUGGGUGAAUGA